AACUUAGCACGCCGACGCGUCUACUAUAUUAAUAAAGAAGGCUUCCUACUAGCCUUUAAAAACGCUUUUUUUAAUAUAUUUAUAUAUAAGAACUGUAAGAAGGCCUUUAAGGCCUCUAAAUUAGUUCCUAUUAAUAUGCAGGUAGUUUUUAAUUGCCUUAAUAUACGGUUAUAG
Molecule: messenger RNA, 174 nt
Organism: Mytilinidion resinicola
Lineage: Eukaryota; Fungi; Ascomycota; Dothideomycetes; Mytilinidiales; Mytilinidiaceae
Exons: 1
Source: RefSeq, a predicted model, not a curated record